Messenger RNA from Lingula anatina, 967 nucleotides. RefSeq names its product isocitrate dehydrogenase [NAD] subunit gamma, mitochondrial. Gene Ontology annotation, cellular component: mitochondrion. Gene Ontology annotation, biological process: tricarboxylic acid cycle; isocitrate metabolic process. Lineage: Eukaryota; Metazoa; Brachiopoda; Lingulata; Lingulida; Lingulidae. The record is from RefSeq and is a predicted model, not a curated record.
UAUGGCAUCCGGCGUGGGACGGUCUGCUAGUGUCUUGCGAGCUUUUGAACACUUUUUGUCUGGACUGCGUUGUGUAUCCUGUCUUCACAAAAGAGGUUAUUCGACCCCAGCCCCCACUGUGAGAGCUCAGUAUGGAGGGAGGCAUACUGUCACACUGAUGGCAGGAGAUGGAGUGGGUCCGGAACUCAUGGGACAUGUUAAGCAAGUUUUCAGGUAUGCAGGUGUCCCUGUGGACUUUGAAGAGAUUCGCUUGGACCGAGAGCACAACGAUUCAGAAGCCUUCAGACAAGCUUUGCUGGCAGUGAAGAGAAAUGGUACAGCCCUGAAGGGGAGCGUAGAGACAGGAAUAGAUUCUCCAACUGGUUCACUAAAUGCACAGUUGAGGACAGAGCUGGAUCUGUUUGCCAGUGUGAUCAAAGUUCAGUCCAUCCCAGGUGUACAGACUAGGCAUGACAACAUUGAUGUGGUGAUUAUCAGAGAAAACACAGAGGGAGAAUACUCUAACCUGGAACAUGAGAAUGUCCCUGGAGUAGUUGAGAGCCUGAAGAUCAUCACAGCUGCCAAGUCCACCAGAAUUGCCAGAUAUGCCUUUAACUAUGCUGUAGAACAUGGAAGGAAAAAAGUCACUGCAGUGCACAAGGCCAAUAUCAUGAAACUUGGGGAUGGUCUGUUUUUGGAAUGUUGCAGAAAGGUUUCAGAGGAAUUUCCACAAAUAGAAUUUGAGUCCAUGAUCAUUGAUAACUGUAGUAUGCAGAUGGUGUCCCGCCCCCAGCAGUUUGAUGUGAUGGUGCUCCCCAAUCUGUAUGGUAACAUAGUGGGGAAUAUAGCAGCUGGACUGACAGGGGGACAGGGAGUGGUGCCUGGCAUGAAUAUAGGAGAGAAUUACGCCAUCUUUGAGUCUGUGAGUAGUACAGAGGCAAAGUGUUUGGCUGCCUUUGAGGUUAUGAAUAAGAUAGGACAUAUGUAA